AUGUCUAGCGGAGAAGUGCUCAAGGCCGACAAGGACUUUACCAAGGAAGUCGAUGCGGCUAUUCCAGAGGCGGAGAAGCUAGCUUCUAGCAACCCGCAAGCUGGCAUCGAUAAGCUGCUCACGCUCGAGAAGCAGACCCGCCAGGCCUCAGAUCUCGCCUCCACUUCCCGAAUCAUAAUCGCCAUCGUCACAAUAGCAAAGAAUGCGAAGGACUGGAACUUGAUGAAUGAGCAGGUCCUGCUCCUCUCCAAGAAGCAUGGACAGCUCAAGCAAGCCACCACCAAGAUGGUACAGACAGUCAUGGGGUUCCUAGAUGAGACACCCAACCUCGAGACAAAGCUAUCAGUCAUCGAGACACUACGGACAGUUACUGAGGGCAAGAUCUUUGUCGAAGUCGAACGCGCCCGAGUAACCCGCAUCCUGUCCAACAUCAAGAAGGAGCAAGGCGACAUCGACUCAGCGACAGACAUUCUGUGCGAGCUGCAAGUCGAGACGUUUGGCUCCAUGACCCGCCGCGAGAAGACCGAGUUCAUCCUACAACAAGUCGCGCUAUGUAUACAGAAGGGCGACUGGACACAGGCUGGUAUUCUGAGCAGGAAGAUCAGCACAAGGUAUUUUGCCCGGAGACCGAAGAAGACUCCCGAGCAGCUUGAGAAGGACCAGAAGGAGCGGGAGGAGAAGGAGAAGAACCGAAGCCCCGAGGACCCGCCCAUUGAGCCAGAGGACGAUGUAACAGAUUUGAAGCUCCAGUACUACGAGCAGCAAAUCACCUUGGCGAAGCACGACAACAAGUACCUGGACGUUUGCAAGCACUACCGACAAGUAUUGGACACCGAGGCUGUGGAGGAGGAUCCUAACAAGCUCCGAGCGAUCCUUCAGCGCGUCAUCUACUUUAUCAUCCUCUCGCCGUACGAUAACGAGCAGUCCGACCUCAUUCACCGUAUCCAGCGCGACUCUCGCAACUCUCAGAUCCCACAAGACGCACAAUUAGUUAAGCUCUUCACUGUGCCCGAGCUUAUGAGGUGGCCAAUGGUAGCUAAGCAGUUCGGACCUCACCUUACAGAGACGGACGUAUUCGACGCGGAGAAGGACGACUCGCACGACCCCAAGGCAUUCCAGAGAUGGCAAGAUCUCCGAAAGCGUGUUAUUGAGCACAACGUUCGCGUUGUCGCCAAGUACUACACGCGCAUCCAGAUCCCGCGUUUGACAGAGCUGUUGGAUCUCACCGAAGAUGAGACAGAGAAGAACAUUAGCGAGCUAGUGUCUGCGAAGACCAUCUACGCCAAGAUUGACCGACCUGCCCGGAUCGUCACGUUUUCGAAGCCUAGGGAUGCCGAUGAUGUGCUGAACGAGUGGAGCGGAAACAUGAAGAGCUUGCUGGGUCUUCUCGAGCGUGUUGAUCAUCUCAUCACCAAAGAGGAAAUGAUGGCGCGCAUCCAGCCUACCAAGGUGGACAAGAGCAAGGCGAUCAAGGGCAAGGCGAAAUAG
Molecule: messenger RNA, 1488 nt
Organism: Alternaria postmessia
Lineage: Eukaryota; Fungi; Ascomycota; Dothideomycetes; Pleosporales; Pleosporaceae
Exons: 5
Coding region: 1-1488 (495 amino acids)
Cellular component (GO): proteasome regulatory particle, lid subcomplex; cytoplasm; nuclear proteasome complex
Source: RefSeq, a predicted model, not a curated record